Molecule: messenger RNA, 1108 nt
Organism: Polistes dominula (European paper wasp)
Lineage: Eukaryota; Metazoa; Arthropoda; Insecta; Hymenoptera; Vespidae
Gene: Polr2M
Product: RNA polymerase II subunit M
Biological process (GO): transcription elongation by RNA polymerase II
Cellular component (GO): nucleus
Molecular function (GO): transcription elongation factor activity
Source: RefSeq, a predicted model, not a curated record
AUAGAACUUAAAUGAUAUUUUUUACUGGGUUAUUUAUACAUAAAAAAAAAUGUAUUCAAAAAAGAUUAUUAAAAAAGUACCGGGGGACUUACCACCACCAACAAAAAAGGAAAAUCAAGGAUAUAUUGAUAACUUAGCUAAUAAAUCAAAGAUAGAGUUGGAAGAAAUUUUAGAAAGACAGAAUAAAUUAUUAGCUAAUAAAAAAUUUAUUUCAACACUUCCUGAUAAAGGGGAAAAGAUUAAAACGUUCAGAGAUAAAUUGUUAAAUCAACUCGAGCAUCAAAAAGAAAUAGAUAAAGCAGCUGUGCUUCUUUCAAGAUUGAAUAUAGCAUCAGAAGGAAAAGCAGCAAUGAAUGAAUUAGAAUGGACAGGUAUUUGUCCCAAGGAAAUUCAUAAAAAUAAAAUUGUUGAGUUGGAUAGUGAUGAUGAAGAAGAAGAUCCAUUAAAGAUUUUAGCACAACCUACAGGAACUGGUGUACAUAAGAAAAAAGUUAUACAUUUACAACCGAUGGAGCCUUUGAUAAAACCAGAAGAUUUAGAGGAAAUAGAAUCUUUUAAAAAUGAAGAAAAAUCAGAUUCCGAAUUAGUGCAUGUAAAAUAUCUUAUUGAUAAGGUUGAAAAACCUCUGGAAAAAAAUCAAAUUAAAAAGGAACCAUUUAAGCCAUACAAAACUACUAAGAGUGAUGUUCAUGAUCCAGAGAAAGAGAAACAAAGGAAAUAUAUUAAAAAUUGGAUGGUUACAGCUGCUACUCCUCCCCAUAUUGUACAUGGUGCUGUUAAAUCAUUAAAUUUGAGCGAAUCGUUACAAUUGCAAAGGGAACAAAUUAAAAAGUUACAGGAUAUUCAAGCGAAACAUGCAGUUGAGCGAUUAACAGAACAACUAGGCUUGCAUAAUAUUGGUUGUGUACCAAGUAAUGUGGGUGAUUAUCGUAUACCUGAAGAAAUCAAGGAUACUAGUUCUAGUUCAGAAAGUGAAGAUGAAGUAUAUGAUGAUGAAGAUAAAGAUAAAGGAGUAACUGUUGUUUAUACAACAGAUUUUACAAAAAGUUAAAUGUUAACUUUUAAUUGAAUACAACUACAGAGAAAAAAUAUUAUAAAUUUAAUAUUA